Messenger RNA from Apis mellifera (honey bee), 4394 nucleotides. Its product is annotated as protein escargot. Gene Ontology annotation, biological process: regulation of DNA-templated transcription. Gene Ontology annotation, molecular function: RNA polymerase II cis-regulatory region sequence-specific DNA binding; DNA-binding transcription factor activity, RNA polymerase II-specific. The transcript has 2 exons. Bases 1010 to 2539 code for a protein of 509 amino acids. NCBI's taxonomy places the organism in Eukaryota, Metazoa, Arthropoda, Insecta, Hymenoptera, Apidae. The record is from RefSeq and is a predicted model, not a curated record.
AGACGCGGUGUCCCUGUUACUUUCCAAGUGGGACAGGGACGGUGGCACGAAAAAGGGGAAAUGGGGAGGGAAAAAAGAAGGAAAAGGGUGGGAGCGAGAAGGGUGGAGGGGGGAGGGACAGGAGAGGAGCGCAGCAGGAUAAUCGCGUCGCACUCACGUCGCAUCCUGCACCUCCUGUUGUUGCACGGAGAGGGAGUGGGGGUACACGCAAGUCGGCGGAACAGAUGCCCUGCCUCUGAUUGGCGGUUGGCCCGCGACCGGCCGUCCCCUAUUGGCGGGUAGCGCGGGGCCCGCAGGCCUGCAUUGGCCAGGCAGCACGUGCGGGCCACCUGCACCUGGUUGGUGGGGUGACGGGUUAUAAAAGGCCCAGACGCACCCCCCUGCCAGUCAGAGACCGGCUUGCAGCCGAACUGUUUUUAGAAUCUCGAGUUCUCACGUUCCUUCCGAACAUUGUACACUCGAGUUCACCCGCCAACCGUUUAUCUCUUUCCUUUUUUCUUUUUUUCCUUUUUUUUUUUUUUCCUUCCCCUCUCCCUCCACCUUUACUCUAUCCUCUUCCUUUUCUUUUAUAUCCCGCUCGUGACAUCGAAUCACGUUUAACCUCCGGUGCCGGUCGAACAGACAGUUCAGUUCACUCCCGACGAGCGAACGGUGAACAUCAAUUUCCCGCUCGAGACCAGAAGAGAUCAUCGUUCCGUGUGUUUGCUACGAGAAAGUGGACGAGUCGAGUCGAGAGACGAAGAGAAGGAGGAAAGGGGGACUGUUUCUCACAGACUGUUUUAUUCGGGACAAUUAAAUGUGACAGUGAAGUGAUCGAAUCCCAGAGGAUUAUCUCCAGACGAUAUAGAUUAUCUUGACUUGUAUUGAUUUGGUGUGAAUCAGUGAAUCGGAACAAUUUGGAAUUAAUUAUCGCAGUGUCACGGCUUCGCGGAUAUUCAUAUAUACCUGCGAACUGCCGACUAUUAAUUUCUAAAGAGUGCGAAGAUCACGGUGAAAAAGAUUUGUCAAGAUGUUGGUCGAAGAAGUGCCGAGAAGUUUCGUGAAGAAGAACAACAAUUACAGCCACUGUCCGUUGAAAAAACGGCCAGUCCAAAUGCUGGACGAAGAAGUAACGGAAGUUAAAGAAGAGAUAGAAAUCGAUGUCGUGAUGGACGAUAUACCCGAGCCAGAGAACCUGAGUACAAAGCCGGAAGAUUUGAGUAAAACUGCGGAACGUAAUCAGCAACAGGAGCAGGAGGCAACGGAGCAACAACGUCCGUCCAACGGGUCUCCAUCGCCGAUCCCGAAAGUUUCAUCCUCGCCCCCGUUGACGACCAGGCCGACAUCCCCGAACGCGGCAUUACACGGUCACAUCCACCCCGUGCAUCACAUUCACCACCAUCACCAUUACCCGACGAAAGUGAUCACUCCACCGGUUGGAAUCGCGCCGAUUCACCCGGUGGCCAAGAAGGCGCGAGUGGAAGUGAUCCAACACGACAAUUCGUCGUCGACGGGCGCCGUGACGGCCACGCCCGCCCCCCUGCACUUCAUGGCGAGCAAAGCGCCCCUCGAGCCUCUCAAUUUGAACACGCCGGUCGAGUCGUUGCCGCAUUACGCGGCUCCGGCGUGGGCGCGGACCGCUCCUCUUUACCCCCCUCACUAUCUCCCCUACCCGGCAGCGUAUCACCGUUACCAUCCCGCGGCCGCGGACCUGUACCCAUCCUACCCGAUGCCCGCUUAUCCGCACUCGUCCCCGGAGCAUCAUCAGGCGGUGUCGCCGCCGCCGCACAGCGCCCUCACCUGCCCAACGAUACAGCGACCGAUCGCGAGAAGUUACGCGCACUGGACGAGCCCGGACCACUGCGGCCUGUCCCCGACGAGCUCGUUGGGGUCCGGGUCGUUGAGGUCGCCGCCGCCCGUCACACCGGAGGAUCUAUCCUCUCCCGGGAGCGACAGCGGAAGAUCAUCGGCUGGGAGCACGUCGGCGGGUAGCGCGAUCGUCCAUCCGAAAAUCGAGAAAUCCGGGGUAUCGAGCAGCUCGACCGCGUCCAUGUCUUCGAAUUCGUCCUCGUCCUCGUCCUCGUCUUCGUCGACGUCCCCGAGAUACCAGUGCCCGGACUGCGGCAAAUCGUACUCCACGUAUUCCGGGCUGUCGAAGCACCAACAGUUUCAUUGCGCGGCCGCCGAGGGCCAGGCGAAGAAGUCGUUCUCGUGCAAGUACUGCGAGAAGGUGUACGUGAGCCUGGGCGCGUUGAAAAUGCACAUUAGAACGCACACGUUGCCCUGCAAGUGCCAUCUCUGCGGGAAAGCGUUCUCCAGGCCCUGGCUCCUCCAAGGGCACAUCAGAACUCACACAGGGGAGAAACCGUUCAGCUGUCAGCAUUGCAACCGCGCGUUCGCCGACAGGAGUAACCUGAGGGCGCACCUCCAGACGCACAGCGACGUGAAGAAGUAUUCGUGCACCUCGUGCAGCAAAACGUUUAGCAGAAUGUCGUUGUUGACCAAACAUCAGGAGGGUGGAUGUCCGGGCAUAACCGUCCCGAUGGGCUAUGCCUCUUGAGGGCGUUCACUCUCGACUCGAGGGAAAGAGGUGGUGGUGGUGGUGGUGGUGGUGUUGCGCUCGAGUACCGAACGAGGGAUAACCGGUGAUCCCUCUCCGACACGGAUUCCUUCCGACACGUUCCUUUGUUAAAAAGAGAGAGAAAAAGAAAAAAGAAUAUUACGUAUUAGUCUUUUUUUUUAAACGUCUCGAUUGAUCGAAGUGCCUUACGCGUUGAUUACGGAGUACAAACGAAUAAAAAAUAGAAUAGAGGAAUUAGGAAAUAGAAACAAUCGGAGAAAUUUCUUCCUCGAUCGAGAGGAGGGGGGAGCGGGGUGGAUAGGUGGGUGGGUUGGUUCUCGGUGAAAUUCGCAUUUACAGGGAGAAUGAUAAAUAAAAUGGAGAAAAGAAGGGAAGAAAAAGAAAAAUUUGACCGAGACUCGAGAAGAUGGAGACACAGACGAGUACCUGGCUUUCGAUUAAAAUUCACGCUCGUUGAAACGAAGAGGUGAGUUUUAAACGGAAUCAUCGAUACAACGCAACUGUCGAGGAACUGAAUUCGAAGAUAUUUAGACAUACGCGUUCUCUCGAAGGGUUUAAGGGGUUUAAUUAUUUUUUUUUUCUUUUUUUUUUUACAGGAGGAGGGAGAAAAAUUGGAUCGAUUCGAGCGAUCGUUCGAAUUUAUUUCUCUCUUUUUUUGAUGAUUGAUCAUUUCUUAAUGUUUCUCUCUCUCUCUCUCUCUCUUCUUUUUUCCCUUUCGUCGAAUUUCCUUCGUCGUCCCGGUUGUACAUAGUUUCGGUGUGCGCGUGUGUGAAAAUCGAUGAGAAUGGAUGAGUUUCAAUUGAUUGUACUUAGAGGACGAUACACGAAGAGACGAUUUAUUAUCGUACCUUUCGAGCGAAAUUUUCGAGCCGAUGAGAGAAUUAAGCAGGAAACGGAUGUGAAGCAUCGAUAUGCUAACCGCUUGACGCGGUCCCGUGAAGCUGACGUGCCAUUUUUGUAUUUUUUUUUUUUUUUUUUUUUUUUUUGCGCCUAUUUUCUUUUUUUAUCUCCUUUGAUUAUUUCCGUUUUCGAUCGAUUCGAGCGGAUGAUAUACGUACACGCGGAAAAAGCGAUCUUCGUAAGUGACAUUGCUCUUUUUUUAAAAAUGAAAAAAGAAAAUAUAUAUAUGUAUAAACAUAGAAGAAAAUGGAAUGGAAACAAUAAACGCGUAUAUCGCGUAAUCGUGCAGCAAAGUGCCAUUUUUUUCCCCCGAAAUCGUGUGCCACGUGCGAGAAACAUCGAUUAUAAAUAUAUAUUGUUUGAAAGGCACGCACGAGAAAACGAAGUAUUAUCGAUUGGUCAGGAGGACACGUGAAACGAAAUAAAAACGAGAAAAUACAGUCGAACGGUCCAGUGUCCGAGACUUUUCUCGUUUUUUUUUUUUUCCUAGUUGUCUUUUCGAGAUAAGAUUUGAAUUUUGAUGAAACAAGAACGAGGCAAAACAAUGAUGGAGAGCGAGAAAACUGAACUAUUUUAUUACAGUUGAUUUUGUCUUUUCGUUUCCUCCCCCCCCCUUUUUUGUAUUUUUUUUCUUUGCGUUUUCUUUCCUUUUUUUUUUUUAUUUUUUUUAUUUUUUUUUUUUUCUCUUGUAAAUCACUGUAAGUUACUCGAAGAAACUAGUCAUUGUAUAAUAUAAUCUAAUUUGUGCGAGGAAUAGGAAUGAGAGGCUCGCUGCGAGGUAAAUUACUUUGAUUGGUCUGCUGGUACAUAUUCCUCGUAGAGAGAUCGCUCGAAAAAGAUUAUAUAAAUUAAAAUGAUGGAGCCGUCGAAACGAUAUACCCAUGGUAUAUUUUCUUCAUUAUAUUUGAAAUAUAUUUCUGUAAAAAAAAAAAAA